This is a messenger RNA of Cimex lectularius (bed bug), 955 nucleotides long. Its product is annotated as synaptobrevin-1-like. The record is from RefSeq and is a predicted model, not a curated record. Gene Ontology annotation, cellular component: SNARE complex; plasma membrane. Gene Ontology annotation, biological process: vesicle fusion; vesicle-mediated transport. Lineage: Eukaryota; Metazoa; Arthropoda; Insecta; Hemiptera; Cimicidae. The transcript has 6 exons. Bases 314 to 658 code for a protein of 114 amino acids. Gene Ontology annotation, molecular function: SNAP receptor activity; syntaxin binding.
CCGUUACGUCACAACGAGAUCCCAUGUAAAGACGUCAGUCUCCAAGUAACUCUGCUGUUAAUUUUCCCUUCUUUCUAGUUUUAAACUUUCCUUUUUCGUUUUAAACAAAUAGAUAAUUUACACUUUACAAACAUUGUCUUAUUCUGUGAACAUCAGCGUUUAUAUUAACGAGUUUAUACCGAGAAAAAAGGUAAAACAACUAGACUCGAGUUUAGGGCUGCUUGUCGUUUUUGAGAAUUCAAUCUCGAACAUUCAUUUGAAAUUGGAUUCCGUUCUGAUUUUGUGUGUAACGUUCAUCAACAGGUUAUAGGAGAUGGAAACAAUGGAAGGAACUUCGUCCGCCCAGAACAACAAGAUUCGCCAGGCCCAAGCCAGAGUGGAUGAGGUUGUAGGUGUAAUGCAAGUGAAUAUCGCCAAGGUGCUGGAGAGAGAUCACAAGUUGUCAGAAUUAGAUGAUAGAGCAGACGCCCUCAAUGUUGGGGCUUUCCAAUUUGAACAACAGGCAAUGAAACUUAAAAGGAAGAUGUGGUGGAAAAACCUUAAAUUUACACUCAUUCUUGGUGCAAUCGUCGGAGUAUUGGUUUUAAUUUUGAUAAUUUGGAUUGCUAGAUCAUUUGGAGAUGAUAAACAUCCAGUCACCGAAGCCCCCAGCUCUUAAUAAUUAAAGUGCAAUGUUGUGUAAUGUGAAAAAAUUAUUUUUGUAAAUCUUCUAAAAUAACAACACUUGGUAUUUUUAGAUUAAUAUCUCUUUAAUUUAAUUACAAUUAUAUUUGCUUAUUAUUAAUAAAGCACAUUAUUGAUAUAUAAAUUCCACAUUGUACGUUUAUACUGUUUUACUAUGUAUAUUUCUACUAAAAAAUAAGUUGUUCUAAUAUUUGUAGCACAAAUUUUUCUUUUACUGUUACUAUUAUUUUAUGUAAUUUAAAAAUUAAAUAAAUUGAGGCUAAAGCACAAA